Trichosporon asahii var. asahii CBS 2479 is the source of this 294-nucleotide messenger RNA. RefSeq lists its product as uncharacterized. The coding region runs from base 1 to 294 and encodes 97 amino acids. The transcript has 2 exons. Lineage: Eukaryota; Fungi; Basidiomycota; Tremellomycetes; Trichosporonales; Trichosporonaceae. The record is from RefSeq and is a predicted model, not a curated record.
AUGAUUAUGCCCCGCGGCUCAGGCUCUCCCGAGCGCAAGCGUUCUCGUCCCUCCUCGGACAGCGAGGACACGAAGCCCAACAUCAAGCCCAAGGUCCAAUCGAACAACAAGGCGUACCGUGGCCGCAUCGACGGCAGCGCUCGUUCCGUCCUCGCCUCGAUCGUAAUCCAGCGCGGUAUCGCCUCCGCCCUCGCCGAGAUUGACACCGUUACUGCCGCGCAGGUCCGGAACCAACUCAAGCCUGGACGUCAGAAUCUGCGCAAGGUGCUGGAGGGAGCUACUAGCGAGGAGUAG